Labrus bergylta (ballan wrasse) is the source of this 2157-nucleotide messenger RNA. Its product is annotated as ras-related protein Rap-2b. NCBI's taxonomy places the organism in Eukaryota, Metazoa, Chordata, Actinopteri, Labriformes, Labridae. The record is from RefSeq and is a predicted model, not a curated record. Gene Ontology annotation, molecular function: GTPase activity; GTP binding; GDP binding. Gene Ontology annotation, biological process: negative regulation of cell migration; Rap protein signal transduction. Gene Ontology annotation, cellular component: plasma membrane.
CGUCGCUGUUUGACGCGCUGAGGAUGUGGUGGGCAGGAAACGCUGUGCAAGAGCAAAGCGGAGAGACGAUCACGCUUCCCAACAGCAAGGGUUUGCACAAUGCAGAGCGAUCAAAAUGCGCUUUAAUCCGCCACGCUGAUGUCCAGGAGAGGUCGGAUCUGGACUCCGCGGCCGUCGCAGAGGAUUUGUCGGCGUGGGGUUUGACUGCAAGCCGAGCGAGGGCAGCCUUCCCAGUCUGCUCGCUUUGAAAACAUCGGGGCUGGUCAGCGGGUGGGAGGGAGAGAGAGAGAGAGCGAGAGAGAGAGAGGAAGACUUCGUCGCGGAAAAAAGGAGGUGUCUUGCCUUUUUUUUUUUUUUUUUUUUUCCAUUUUCUCCCCCUUUACACCACCCACCCAGGCCAUGAGGGAGUACAAAGUGGUUGUUUUGGGGUCAGGAGGAGUCGGUAAAUCCGCGCUGACGGUCCAGUUCGUGACUGGCUCCUUCAUCGAGAAAUACGACCCCACGAUAGAGGAUUUCUACCGGAAGGAGAUCGAGGUGGACUCGUCCCCGUCCGUGCUGGAGAUCCUGGACACAGCCGGGACCGAGCAGUUCGCCUCCAUGCGCGACCUGUACAUCAAGAACGGCCAGGGCUUUAUUCUGGUCUACAGCCUGGUCAACCAGCAGAGCUUCCAGGACAUCAAGCCCAUGAGAGACCAGAUCAUCCGGGUGAAGAGGUAUGAGAGGGUGCCCAUGAUCCUGGUGGGGAACAAGGUGGACCUGGAGGGGGAGAGAGAGGUGUCUUCCGGGGAAGGCAAGGCGCUGGCCCAGGAGUGGAGCUGCCCCUUUAUGGAAACUUCCGCCAAAAAUAAAAGCUCGGUUGACGAACUGUUUGCAGAAAUAGUCAGACAGAUGAACUACUCAACAGUUCCCAGUGGCGGCGACCAGUGCUGCUCAUGUGUCCUGCUCUAAAAACAAACAAACCCAGAGACCACAUCCGGGCUGGAUUCGUGAUUCUAACUUGUCCUGCAGGCUUCUCUCUCUCUCUCCUCACACUGUUGUCUUAUUGUUGCACACAAACACAAAUCGACGUUGACAACAAUCGAUCAUGUAUAAUAGUCUGGAAAAAAAAAAGUGUUUACAUGACAAAGUUACUUGAAUGUUUUUGGGGAUUAUUUUUCUUUCUUUUAUAGCUUUGUAUAUGACACUUCUCUGGAAAUGUGCCUCAAUGGGAAUGUCUUAUUGUGAAACCUAAGAGACAUCUGCUUUUAUUUCCUGUUCAUUUUAGUGGGUUUAUUGUUCAGCUUCUGGGCCGGGGUCCGUCUGUCUUAGGGUGGUCAUAGUUGUGGGUUUGGUCAUUUUUUGGGGAUCUCUUUGGCUGAAAUUACAGAGCGGGAAACUUGAAAGUGCUUAAAAAAAUCUUACGCUCUCAAACGUAUCAAUCACCACUCAAGCCUUUGCACAGGUUCCUUAAAUCUGAUCAACAAAAAUGCAUUCCCCCCCCCCCAAAAAAAAGUCAUGACCCCACCCACUUAGGGACUGUAUUUGAAGCUGUGGACUGUAGUGGAUUUGUGUUUCAGAAUUCUUUUUUUUUUUUAGUUCCCCCCCUCUUUGGUGUGGUGAAAGUGGAUUUAUCAUGGAUCUUGCACUUAGCUGACGGUGUCCUUCCUCAGUGUGCACAAACGAGGACCUUAGUGCGUUGCUGUGGCUGCAUGGGGAACACCACAACCCCAUGUCAAGUGCCUUCCUAAGAAAAACUCUUGUGACUGUGCCAACCGAUGAGCCCUUCUUCCUCUGCAGUGUGUCUUGAUGGCAAUCAGAACUUCUUUUUUUUUUUUUUCCGCAGUUUUCUCGUUUCAUUUGGUGUCAAGUGAGAACAGCCUCUUCCUGGUGUACAGUCAGGAAGCUCCGCUGGUUGUCCGACCUGCUGAUUCAGGGGUCAGAGUCAGGCCAUUCCUCCAGGUACUAGUCCCAACAAGAUCAACAGAGUAUCUUUAACCUACCAGGGUUUUGGUUCAGUGAAUGGCAAGCCAUGUCUGUAUUAUCUAGAAUUUUGUUUUCCUUUUUAUAAAAAUGUGACUUUUUUUUUUGACUUCUAUUGUAAUUGUAAGUUUUCCUUUGGACAAAUCUUCUGCCAUCCAGCUGUCAGUUGAAUGACUUGUAAUACAAAAAUCAUUUUAA